Messenger RNA from Lingula anatina, 1206 nucleotides. RefSeq lists its product as uncharacterized. The record is from RefSeq and is a predicted model, not a curated record. NCBI's taxonomy places the organism in Eukaryota, Metazoa, Brachiopoda, Lingulata, Lingulida, Lingulidae.
AACCACUUCCUCUUCCCAUCGCUUCGGAGCAUUCACGAUCUUGGCCAUGACAAACCGCACGAGUGCUGCCACCUUUUGGAACAUUCUUUUAUUUCCAAAUAUUUCACGAUGUGCUGUCAGGGCACUAAUGACUACAUUAAAUGGUUGAGGACAAGGACCACCGACGAUAUGGUCAAAGUUUACCAGUUACACAAGCUACAACUUCAAUUGAUUCUAGGGUCCAGAUCAAGUCCAACGACACCACAACAGAGACUUGUGUUAAAAGAUUCCAUCCACUGUUCAAACGUAGAGGCGCUGUUGACGGUUUAUCCAGACGCAAUUUUCGUGCACACCUAUCGCAAUCCAGUCACAACCGUGGCAUCCGGGUGUUCCAUGGCGGAGACCUUUCGUAACUUUUACUGUAAAAAUGGUGGAAUCAACUUCAAAAGGCUUGGUCACCAAAUGUUAACUACCCCUUUGUUCAACGGUGGUAACGAGCUUGUAAGGUAUAGAAAGAGUCACCCCGAACACGAAGAUAAAUUCUUUGACGUACAAUACCAAGAGCUUGAAGACGACCCGAUUAGUGUCUUGAAGUCGGUGUAUGAAAGAGUAGGGGUCAAAAUGACAGAUGACACCUUGCGGAACUUAGAAGCAUAUGUGAAGGAACAUCCUCGACACAAGUAUGGCGUACAUAGGUACAACCUUGAAAAGUAUGGGAUUUCUGAAAGCGACGUUCGAGAAUAUUUUAAAGAGUACAUUCAAUACUUUGAAAAGUAGUUUUUUUCCUAAUGAAGAGUGUCUGGAACAUAAGCAGGGUUUGAUAGCUGAAUUAUAAAUAUUAUUUUUCAAAAAGAGUUAUUUAAUCUGUAGUAAUGCUGUUUCUACGAUAUUUUUUUCUAUUUAUUUUUCUUCAUAUAACGUUUUUUAAAUGACGAAUGCCAGUUAACUAAGGAUAAGGCGGAAUAGACUUAGUCGUAUGACAAGCAUUUACAUUAGAAGAUAGGCCUACACUUAUUAUGAAUGAUCAUGACACAUCACGGUAGAAAGUUUAUCAGCUCAGAAGUGGGAAUAACUUAGUUGGAAUUUAUACAUAAUGUACUGGCGAAGAAUAAAUUUCGUGAUCACAAAGUGAUCUAACAUUGGCUUGCCAAUAUAAGAUUCAUCUAUUUGAAUUAAUUAUUAGUAUAUUUAUUUUUAUAAUGAUAUAAGUACAUAUAUUAUUAUCGA